Molecule: messenger RNA, 2997 nt
Organism: Paramecium tetraurelia
Lineage: Eukaryota; Ciliophora; Oligohymenophorea; Peniculida; Parameciidae
Exons: 1
Source: RefSeq, a predicted model, not a curated record
AUGAAAAUUAGUGGGGUCAUACUUUUGGUUUUUAUCUCCUUGGUUUCUGCUGGAACUCUAACAAAAUCUGAUGCAUGCGUUUGCAAACAAAUUUUGAGUUAAUUGGAUUGUGCAACGUAAGAUGAUUGUCAAUGGAACAGCGUAUCUGCUGCUUGUGAAGCACGUAAGUCAACUGAUAUUGAAUCCUACUGUUCUCAGAGCACUACUUGUCCUAUUGCAGGUUGUGCAUUCUAUAAUAAAAAGUGUAAACCAUUUAGUGGUUGUACAGUUUAUAUAGCUACAACACAUGCCGAUUGUCAGGCUAUCUCGCCCUUAUGUACAAGUAAUGGAGAAAAAUGCAUCAAUGUAAGCACAACUUGUGAUGAUUAUCUUGUUUAAAUAGCUUGUCAAAUUAAUACUUAACAGUAUCCUUGUUUUUGGGAUAGUUAGAAUAGUAAAUGCUAAGAGAUAGCAGCAUGUGAUUAGUUCCCAACCACUUACGACUCCCAUCAAAAAUGUUAAUCCAUGGGAUUACUUAAAUCAAUUAAGUGCACAGCAAAAGAAACAGGUGGUUGUAUCAACAUAGAAGAUGAUUGUACUAAACACACAGAAAAGGGUUGUGUUGUAAAUUCUUUAGGUAAUCAAUGUUUUUGGGAUAAUGCUGCAUGCAAAGAGAAAACAUGUGUCAAUGCUCCAACAACUUAUACUACUUAAGCAUAAUGUCAACAAUAUAUGAAUACAUGCUCAGUCAAUGAGAAUAUGGCAGGUUGUAUAGAGAGUCCUUCAUCAUGUGAGAAUUACACCAAAGAAGGUUAAUGUAUUUCUGUGAAUGGAUAAAUCUGUUUUUGGUUUUCAAUAACUUGUACUGAAGGAUAGUAAAAUUGUACUGCAAGUUCAGGAUGUAAGGGUUGGUCAUGUGAAAAUGCAUUGAGCACGUCUAAUACAGAUUUAUUAUGCUCGUAAUUUAAGAGUGAAUGUACAGUGAAUGAAACAAAAACUGGGUGUGUUAAAAGAGCAACCGCUUGUAAUUUGUAUAAAACAUAACAUUAAUGUAUAAAAACAUUGGAUGAAUCUUAGAGAUGCUAUUGGAAUGGUACAGGUUGUGUUAAUAUGAGUUGUGCCAAUGCUGUUUUAACGACUUAUAAUGAAUCUAAUUGUAAUAGAUUUAUGCCCACAUGCACAUUAAUCAAUGAUAAAUGUGGAGUCAGAACUUGUAACACAUACCAAACAGAGAAGCUAUGCAGUAUAGAUUAUUAAAAUCAAUAAUGUGUUUGGAGUGGAUCUUGUGUUGUAAGGACAUGUCAAAAUGCAGGUGAUGAAUACAAUACUCAUAGUGAAUGUCAGUCUUGGUUGAAUAUUUGCACAGUGUAGAAAGGUUUAAUUGGUUGUUAGACCUAGGAAUUAACAUGUACUAAUUAUUUGAAACAAGAAUAAUGUUAUAUGGCUAAUAAUAAUACCAUUUAAUGUUUGUGGAUUGAUGAUAAAUGUGUAUAAAAGACAUGUAUUACUGCUAGUACAUUAAUAUCAACUGAUGAGGAAUGCAAUACUUAUUUAGGAGGAUGUAUGAUAAACAAUAAUCAAGCUGGUUGUGUUGCCAGAAAAACCAAGUGUAGUGAUUUGCUAUAAUUUUAAUGCACUUUCACAACUUCAGGUUAGUUAUGUUAUUGGGAUGGAACCUAAUGUUUAGAUAGGAUAUGUACAUAAGCCAAAUAUAAUACUUAUAGGGCUUGCACAACAUUCUUAUCAUCAUGUACAGUUAGUUACACAGGUACAAACUUUGAUGGAUGUACUAGUAAAUAAUAAUAGUGUUCUGAUUAUCAAUAUGAAUAGAAUUGUAUAGAUAGUUUAGCAGAAGGCAGAUGCAUUUGGAAUAAAAAGGCAUCUCCUAAUGCAUGUUAAGUGAGAAGUUGUGCUAAUUCAGAUUAAACAUCAACUGAUGUAGCUUGUAAUAGUCAUCUUAAUACUUGCACAGUAAAUGUUGCUAAGACUGGUUGCAUAGAGAGAUACGAUAAAUGUUCCUCAUUUACAAGUUAAAUUAAUUGUAUCAAAAAUUUAACAGGAGCAGAAUGUUUAUGGUACAAUAAUGCAUGUACAGAUAAAACUUGUGAUAAAGCAGAUAAAACAUUCACAACUCAUGAGGAUUGUUAAUCAUACAGCAAUAAAUGCACAACUAAUGGAAAAGGUUGCAUAAACACUGAUAUAUGUACUUCUUAUACUUUAAAAUCUGGAUGUGUAAUAGAUAAGAAUAAUAACAAUUGUGCAUUUCAACCUAGUUGCAAUGUAUUAUAGUGUUCAGAUGCUCCCUAAUCAUAUUCAACAGACUAAGAUUGCAGAAAUUUCAAAAAGGAAUGCACUACAAAUGGAAGUGGCUGUGUUCUUAGAACAACUUGUACAGAUGCAUACAUCGAAGAGGCUUGUAUUACAGAUUCAACAAAUAAUUAGUGUGCAUGGAUCAAUAAUAAAUGUGUAAAUUAUGGAUGCAGCAGUGCUCCAAGUAAAUAUGUUACAGAGAAGGAAUGCAAACUGUAUAAGUUAGGUUGUACAGUAAACCAAUCAGGUGGAUGCAUUGAAAAGGGAACUUGCAAAGAUGCUAAAAUAUAGGCAGCAUGUACAACUGAUAAGGAUGGCAAUGAAUGUGAAUUUUCUACUGCUGGAUGUAGAGAUAAGGUUUGCAGUGAUUACACUUUUACAACUCAUAAAGAAUGUUAAGCAGCCAAAAGUACAUGUACUACAGAAUGGAACCAAAUGUGUCAAUUAAUAAAAUUGCAGUCUAAAAAUCAAAGAAUGGAUGUUUCUAUGGAAGUGAUGGACCAUGUUUAUGGAUUAACAAUGCAUGUUAGACUUAUACAUCAUGUUAAUCACUUGCAUUUAGUGAUCACACUUCCUGUUAUUCUUUCAGUAAUGAAUGCACAACUGAUGGAGUAUCAUGCAUUGCUAUUGACAAAUGUGCCAAUCUAACUGAGUAAAGUUGUCAUCAAGGCACAGAUGGAAGGUGUGUCUAUUCUCCUGAUGCUUUGA